GGAACAUGUGCGGGUGUUUGGGCAUGCGAGACGUAAACACGGAUGUUGAUGUCGUUUAGCUGAAGCUGUCGGUUGAUUGUCGCUUUUUCGAUCGCGCGUGCGCUUUGUUUGCGAGACAGCGUGUUUGCUGUGAAUAGCUUCAUUCUCGUUGACCAACGACAGCAAACUUUGUUGGAGUUGCAUAAAAUGUGACCGCGCUAUUGAUGCUGCGUUGCUGAUAGCUCUUUUUUUUUUUCCAGCUUUAUCGGACCGGCAGCAUACAAAGCUGUCAACCGAUAGAAUCCAGGCUGUCGCAAACAGACAGUGCAGGGGAACACGACCAGCGGCAAGAGACAAUGCGCGAACUCUCGAACACUGAGCAGGGUGGCGGCCUCAGCAAGCUCGACCGGCUCAAAGCCGUGCUCGAGGAAAGCAGGAGGAAGAAGGCGGCUAGCCCACAGGACGUACCGCCACCUCUGAUGCCGGCUGCCCUGCAAGGUGCUUCCUGCAAAGAGGCACUGCCAAACUGUGCCGUACCAGUGGCCAGCAACAACUGCAGUGAAAAGGACGCAGUUCACAAUAUACCAGUCAGAACUACAUCACCAGAACAGACAUCGGAAAAAGCAAAGCGGCUAAAGGAAUUGCUUGAAAGGCAAGCCCGAAAGAAAGCAACCAUGCAUUUGCUAAGCUCGCCAACACCCCCGGUUCUGGACCAGGUCUCGGAGCAUGGUGAAAAGAUGCAUGGUGAAUUUUCAAAGGGUGGUGAAAACUCGUCGGUGGCGCUCCCAUCCUCGGCGCUGCCCUCGAAGAAGGACAGCGAGUGCAGCAUUGGUCAAUUUCCGUGUUCAAGGCUUCCACUUGGCACUCGAGUUCCAGUUGUCUUCCUCAGGCUGGGAGAGGGAAAGAAGGUAAUCUACCUGCAAGAGAUGUCGGCUCUGCGGGACCUAGUCAAAAUGGUGAAGUGUUUAAACGCUGUGGCCUCCAAGGAGAGCCAACACAUCGAGGAGCCCGUUCCAGGUGCCCUCGUUGCCGUUCUGCAUGAAAAGGACUCGACAUGGUACCGUGGACAAAUUGACCCCGUUCAGUGUGACAAAAAGGAUCCAGCAAGCGGCGAUGGGUCAAUAAAGAAGGUGCGGGUGUGGUUCAUCGACUAUGGGCGCUGGGACGACGUACCUCUGGACUGCCUGCGCCCGAUGCCAAACACUUUCGAGCGGCUUCCCGGUUUUGCAAUUCCGACUACCCUGCACGGUCUGCGCAAGGUCCGGCUACCCAAGGACAUCGCUUUCGAAGGGAGUUUUUUCGAUGCCGAGGUUGUGACCGACGGUGACCAGCAGUCAGUCCGACUCUACAUCCGCAAUGACGACCUUUGUCUGAACGAUACGCUCGCUGUGUACGCAGAGUCAGCCAGCGGGCCGUCUGCGGCGUGACUGCUAUAUUCGAGGUCUGCUUAAAAGCUUAACAUUGCAACACUUUCAGAAUUGUGCUUAGGAGAAGAAAACGCAGUACUGUGAAGAGUCUUAAUGCAGUGUAAAUUAUCUCCUUUGGAUUCCUGAAAAGUGGUUGACUGUGUUUUGGUGCAUGUUGCAUUAACACAGCUUCUUCCUUUUACUUGCAAUAGUGAAUUUUAUACUUAGUGGUUGCACUGGUUUGUAAAUAUUUUCUGUCAAGUGCCUCUCGGAUGUCUAAGCACAAUUUAUGUUGCGAUAAUCAAUGUUUGCAUUUGUUCGUGUCAGCUUGUCUGAAGUCUAUAUUUUGUCUUGUGUCUAAUUGCAAAAAAUUAAUAGGGGGGGAAAUUUACAAUGACGGGCACCAAAAUCUCGGUGGCAACAGCCAUCACUCACAGAAUGCAUGCAAGAUGGCGCCACAGCCGACACAAAGGCUCGCAGCACAAGUUUUACCUUGUGACAUCGCGCUUGGCAAACUGUUGCGCUACAAAAAAGAAGUGCCAGCUCACGCUGUCGCAAAUUGACAGCUGGUACCAUUCCACUUCCUGUAAUUGUGUUGUAUUGUGCCACUGUUUGUGUUUUAGUUAUUGAACCAGGUUUUAGAGCUAGAGUGGCAGAACUAAAAAAAAAUCGGGUGAGUAUGUCCUGUUUAAAAUGCCAUAAUUCUUGUUCUGGCAAAACACGGGGAAGGCUGUAGAUGGAAAUUCAAGACGAUGAGCGAAACGAGAACAAGGUGAAAGCAGGAGCCAACGUUUCGACAAGUGGACUUGUCUGCUUCAAGGCGACAUAUGCAAAGCAAUAUAUGUUGCCUUGAAGAAGACAAGUCCACUUGUCGAAACGCUGGCUCCUGCUUUCACCUUGUUCUCGUUUUGCUCAUCGUCCAUAAUUUUUGUUCUGUCACUCUUGUCCUAAUAUGCCUUUAGUGUAGUAUAAUUUAAACUUCUUAACUCUUUCUUUACCACUAGAAAUGUGCUCAUUUUUGGUGCCUUUAUGUUUGAAAUUUUUAUUUCAUGACGCAGUUGUUGCAACCUAUGCUGCGACACAAAUUUAUGGCCUGAUCAUUGGUGUUUUGAAUGGAUGCGUACCAGUAAUAACUUCCCAGACAAUUUUUGAGAAUCCUUACGCGAAAGUUCAAAGAAGCACCUCAAGGAACACGAUUGAAAGUAAUAAUUUGCUAUUUUUAGUACAAAUGCUGAGCAAACAAAAAAUUGGAAAUAUGCAAAAUGUGCACCUUGUUCCUAGUUCCCGACUUUUGCAAAUCUUAUCGCUCAUUAGAAUUCAUAUGAAGAUUUGUUGGCAUCUGUACUAGCUGUAGCGAUGUCCAUGCUAUGCGGGCAAGCAUUAGCUUCACGAAUGUGAAAAUGGGCACGUUCCUAUUUGUUUUUACUCAUAGCAUUUGUUUUUAUUCAUUGCAGCAGGCACCUGCUUUCUUUUGUACUGCAUGCUUUAGGCUCGCAAAGCAAUGGCUGCCAGAUUAAGGAGCAUGCAGAAGCCUCAUGCUUGAUUAUUGAGCUCGAUCACCUUUUCUGUGUAAGCAGGGUGUUACAGUGCGUUGCACUGGCACUCUGUAAGGUGCCACUGUGUUAGCAAGGUGUUACACUAGUACUGAAGCCUCCCUAUGCUCUGUACAGUGCUGUACAGUAAUGUGGCACACUGCACAGUACUGUGCAGUAAUGAAUUCCGCUUUCACAUGCAGCAUUCAAAUUGUAAGAAAUCGGACAGCCAUUCAAGUGUCAGUCAAGGUUGGUCUGAAAUAGACUGAGUGCUGGGACGGAUUGCUUGUAGUAACAUUUACAUACACUGUCAAAGCGCUGAUGGAUCAAGGUAAGCCAUGAUGGGGGGGGGAAAAAUAGUUGCACUUGAUAUUGGUCUAACACAGUUAUCAAAAUAACAUGCACUCAUGACCAUCCACUGUUGUUGAGACAUUGUUAAAACAGCCUAUAUGUUGGAUCAGAAAAUGCAAAACUGGUAACCCAAGAGAAGUUUCUGUGUAUUCACUGCUGCUGUCAUUUAAACAUUGCUGCUGAGUCAACCAAAGCGCAAGUUUCAGAUCUGUUUGUUUGAAAAAGUGCUAGGAGCACUGUAAGCUAGUUUUGACGAUACCUCCAGUCGAAACUUUAUUUUUCCGGAAUCGCCAAUGUGCCAAAUAUUCUCAAUUCUGGCAAAUAGUAAGAGUUCAGUCAUCAUUUCAGAUGGCGCAUAAUGUUGCAAGUAGAAUAAUUCCAAUAGAAAUGUUUAACAACCCAUUGAAAACCUGCAUAAUAUUGAUCAAUUUCUAUAGGCACUGUAACAAAAGAGUUCAUUCUUGCUGUUAUGCUUAUUAUGGUGCACGGUUGUUGAGUGGUUUUGCCAUUUUGAUGAUGCAUGCUGAAUGAUGUCAGUGUUGAGUAUGAUGCAUGCCCCUUCUGAGAAAUCUACACCUUUUCUUUUCCUAUUACAUUUUUUUAGAUGCAUGUUAAAUCAGAGUAUAAUGUGAUAUACUGUGACUGCUACACAUCAAUACAAGCACACUGAAGUGACAAGUUGCUAUGAUCUGAUCAACUACUACAAUCUGUCUAGCAGUAAAACAGUGCUUUUUAAUCGCGUGAAAUGGAGUCCAGCCUCUCAUCUCGUCAUUGCCCAUCUUUCGCACUGCCAAGAGUCAAUGACUAAACUUCUGACAGUUCACUCAUUUCUCAUGCAAUUAGGAAUGCACUGUUUAUGCGUAAAUGAAUCGUAUGAUUCAACUGCAAAAACUUACCUUCCCAGAAGUAGAAAAUUCCAGCAUCCUUAAGUGGUGGCGGUGAAUGUAUAGCAUUGGAAAUAGUUAAACAUAUGUGCAAUAAUAACCGUCCUUCAAUGGCUGACCUGCGAGCAGUGUUCCUAUUGACAUGAGCACACCAAGGCAUUUCUUAAAGAUACCUAGUACUUUAUAUUUGUCAGUGGUACUGUUAGUGUUGUUGAAUAUCCUCGUCCAUUUGUACAGUCAGCAUGAAUCUGUGAAUGUAAUGUACUAGAACGAAUUAAAAAAAAAUUGUAGAACUUC
Messenger RNA from Dermacentor andersoni, 4449 nucleotides. RefSeq lists its product as uncharacterized. The record is from RefSeq and is a predicted model, not a curated record. NCBI's taxonomy places the organism in Eukaryota, Metazoa, Arthropoda, Arachnida, Ixodida, Ixodidae.